Messenger RNA from Lutra lutra (Eurasian river otter), 3808 nucleotides. RefSeq names its product heat shock protein family A (Hsp70) member 4 (gene HSPA4). Lineage: Eukaryota; Metazoa; Chordata; Mammalia; Carnivora; Mustelidae. The coding region runs from base 259 to 2781 and encodes 840 amino acids. Gene Ontology annotation, biological process: protein folding. Gene Ontology annotation, molecular function: ATP binding; ATP-dependent protein folding chaperone. Gene Ontology annotation, cellular component: cytosol; nucleus. The record is from RefSeq and is a predicted model, not a curated record. The transcript is spliced from 19 exons.
CGAGAUCUUUCGAGAUCUUCUCCGCCCCCGCUACCGGCGCCCCCUCUGCGGCCGCUGAGCCGGAGCCGGCCUGAGCAGCGCUCUCCGCUGCCGCUCCCUUCCCAGGGACUUAGGAGCCCGCGAGGACUACCUCACGUCCUCCGCUAGCCCCGGCCCCCCCGGCCCACGCGGCCUUCACUCCGCGCGCCAGCUCCGCCGGGGUCCGUGUCCUGUUUCGCCGGCCGGACCUGGGCUCGAGCCCGAACUGUAGCCGGCGCCAUGUCGGUGGUGGGCAUAGACCUGGGCUUCCAGAGCUGCUACGUCGCUGUGGCCCGCGCUGGCGGCAUCGAGACGAUCGCUAAUGAGUACAGCGACCGCUGCACGCCGGCUUGCAUUUCUUUUGGUCCUAAGAAUCGUUCAAUUGGAGCAGCAGCUAAAAGCCAGGUAAUUUCCAAUGCAAAGAACACAGUCCAGGGAUUUAAAAGAUUCCAUGGCCGAGCAUUCUCUGAUCCAUUUGUGGAAGCAGAAAAAUCUAACCUUGCAUAUGAUAUUGUGCAACUGCCUACUGGUUUAACAGGGAUAAAGGUAAAAUAUAUGGAGGAAGAGCGAAAUUUUACUACAGAGCAAGUGACUGCUAUGCUUUUGUCCAAACUGAAGGAGACUGCAGAAAGUGUUCUUAAGAAGCCUGUUGUGGACUGUGUUGUUUCGGUUCCUUGUUUCUAUACUGAUGCAGAAAGACGAUCAGUGAUGGAUGCAACACAAAUUGCUGGCCUUAAUUGCCUGCGAUUAAUGAAUGAAACAACUGCAGUUGCUCUUGCCUAUGGAAUCUAUAAGCAAGAUCUUCCUGCCCUAGAAGAGAAACCAAGAAAUGUAGUUUUUGUAGACAUGGGGCAUUCUUCUUACCAAGUUUCUGUAUGUGCGUUUAAUAAAGGAAAACUUAAAGUUCUGGCCACUGCAUUUGACACAACACUGGGAGGCAGAAAAUUUGAUGAGGUGUUAGUAAAUCACUUCUGUGAAGAAUUUGGGAAGAAAUACAAGCUGGACAUAAAGUCCAAAAUUCGUGCAUUAUUACGACUGUCUCAAGAGUGUGAGAAACUCAAGAAAUUGAUGAGUGCAAAUGCUUCAGACCUCCCUUUAAGCAUCGAGUGUUUUAUGAAUGAUGUUGAUGUAUCUGGGACUAUGAAUAGGGGCAAAUUUCUGGAGAUGUGCGAUGAUCUCUUAGCUAGAGUGGAGCCACCACUUCGUAGUGUUUUGGAACAAGCCAAGUUAAAGAAAGAAGAUAUUUAUGCAGUGGAAAUAGUUGGUGGCGCGACACGAAUCCCUGCAGUAAAAGAGAAGAUCAGCAAAUUUUUUGGUAAAGAACUUAGUACGACACUAAAUGCUGAUGAAGCUGUCACUCGAGGCUGUGCAUUGCAGUGUGCAAUCUUAUCGCCUGCUUUCAAAGUCAGAGAAUUUUCUAUAACUGAUGUAGUACCGUAUCCAAUAUCUCUGAGAUGGAAUUCUCCAGCUGAAGAAGGGUCAAGUGACUGUGAAGUCUUUACAAAAAAUCAUUCUGCUCCUUUCUCUAAAGUACUCACAUUUUAUAGAAAGGAACCUUUUACUCUUGAGGCCUAUUAUAGUUCCCCACAGGAUUUGCCCUAUCCCGAUCCUGCUAUAGCUCAGUUUUUAGUUCAGAAAGUCACUCCUCAGUCUGAUGGCUCCAGUUCAAAAGUGAAAGUCAAGGUUCGAGUAAACGUUCAUGGCAUCUUUAGUGUGUCCAGUGCAUCUCUAGUGGAAGUGCUCAAGUUUGAGGAAAAUGAGGAACCGAUGGAAACAGAUCAGAAUGCAAAGGAGGAAGAGAAGAUGCAGGUGGACCAGGAGGAACCACAUGCUGAAGACCAGCAGCAGCAGACACCAGCAGAAAAUAAGGCAGAGUCUGAAGAGAUGGAGACCUCUCAAGCUGGAUCAAAAGACAAAAAGAUGGACCAACCACCUCAAGCCAAGAAGGCAAAAGUGAAGACCAGUACUGUGGACCUGCCAAUUGAGAAUCAGCUAUUGUGGCAGAUAGACAGGGAGAUGCUCAACUUGUACAUUGAAAAUGAGGGUAAGAUGAUCAUGCAGGAUAAACUGGAGAAGGAGAGGAAUGAUGCCAAGAAUGCAGUGGAAGAAUAUGUAUACGAGAUGAGAGACAAGCUUAGUGGGGAAUACGAGAAGUUUGUGAGUGAAGAUGAUCGUAACAGUUUUACCUUGAAACUAGAAGAUACUGAAAAUUGGUUGUAUGAGGAUGGAGAAGACCAGCCAAAGCAAGUUUAUGUCGAUAAAUUAGCGGAAUUAAAAAAUCUAGGUCAACCUAUUAAGAUGCGAUUCCAGGAAUCUGAAGAAAGACCAAAAUUAUUUGAAGAACUAGGGAAACAAAUCCAACAGUAUAUGAAAGUAAUCAGCUCUUUCAAAAACAAGGAGGACCAGUAUGACCAUUUGGAUGCUGCUGACAUGGUGAAGGUGGAAAAAAGCACGAAUGAGGCCAUGGAGUGGAUGAAUAACAAACUGAAUCUGCAGAACAAGCAGAGUCUGACUAUGGAUCCAGUUGUCAAGGCAAAAGAGAUUGAAGCUAAAAUUAAGGAGCUGAUGAGUAUCUGUAGCCCUGUAAUUUCAAAGCCCAAACCCAAAGUGGAACCUCCAAAAGAAGAGCAAAAAAAUGGAGAGCAGAAUGGACCAGUGGAUGGACAAGGAGACAGCCCAGGCCCUCAGGCUGCCGAAGAGGGUGCAGACACAUCUGUGCCUUUGGAUUCAGACAAGAAGCUUCCUGAAAUGGACAUUGAUUGAUUCCAACAAUUGUUUAUAUUAAAACAGACUAUUAUAAAGCUUUAAGUUGUCAACUUUGUUCUAAAUAUCAACUAGAGCAAUCAAGUACUGGAGAUUUCUUAGUCAGUUUUUAGGGGAUUUCGUGGGAGGGGAUAUAGGUAAUGUAUGGAGCAUUUUGACUUCUAAAUAUGUUAGAUACAGAAAUUAAGUGCAUUGUAUCUUUUUCAUAAUGGUACUAUUUAGAAGCCCAGUUAGUCUUACUUACCGAGCUUCUGCUUCACUCCUUUUAUGUUUAAUCAUGCUUACACAAGGAUAAGUUUGUUUUGGAAAGCUAAGCUAUAAGCAAAGGCUUUAACUAGCUGUCAAGCAGACUUUUCAUUGUGACCUAUGUGGCAGGAACUCUAGAGAUUGUGCUUCAGAAGUCUGUUGUGGAGAUUGCCAUGAAGGCUCCCCUGCCUGGUGUGGGGAUGGGGCUGGGGUCCCCUCUUUCUGAGGGCUAGAGCAUGGCAUGGCCUGGAUUAACAUUGUAGAACAUGAGGGGUGAUCGCUGAGCUCCUUCACACUGCACUUCCGCUCCACUUAGACUCUCACCCCUACCUCACCCUCCACCAAUGAAGGAGCUCCUCUUAGAAAUGCCAUGUGCUGCUCUUGGGAAAAUAGACCCCUUCACCUGCAGCAAGUUGAUAACAGAGGAUUUUGGACCUGGAAGCUCUUUCGAGAUAGUACGUUCCUGAAAGUGUGUGCACAAAUACCCCAAACAUCAAGACUGAAUACUUUUUUGUUUUGGAAAGUUAGAAUUGGAUAGAUGUGCUUUUGGAUAUAGGUGUGGUAAAUUGAGCGGAGGACCUGAUUCUUGUUAACUAUGGUGUAAAGAUUUGUAUCCUGGCCUGCUCAUUCAGGUGAGAGAUGUUAUAUGUAAAUUUGAAGUAUAGCUUGAAGUCCUAGGACAAGAGUUAAAAGUUCUUUUUAGCUCAUUCACAUUCACUUGUAUGUUAAGUGUUAAUACCUGCCAUGAACCUGCCAAUUUAUGUGUUAAGCAGCUGACAGA